Messenger RNA from Epinephelus fuscoguttatus (brown-marbled grouper), 11464 nucleotides. RefSeq names its product membrane-associated phosphatidylinositol transfer protein 2-like. Lineage: Eukaryota; Metazoa; Chordata; Actinopteri; Perciformes; Serranidae. Gene Ontology annotation, biological process: phospholipid transport. The record is from RefSeq and is a predicted model, not a curated record. Gene Ontology annotation, cellular component: cytoplasm. The transcript has 28 exons. Bases 552 to 4835 code for a protein of 1427 amino acids. Gene Ontology annotation, molecular function: phosphatidylinositol binding; phosphatidylcholine intramembrane carrier activity; phosphatidylcholine binding.
GAUGUCCUGUCUUCUGAUGUAACCGCUAACCUGGAUAUAUCAUCAGCUACCGGCAGCACACCGACGCUGAGACACCGGACAGGACGUGUUGUUGGAUGAUGGAGGAGCAGCGGUGAGAUCCGUCCACAGCAGCGGGGCUCACGAGGCGGACACACCGAGGACUGAACGCUCCGUGCGGGGGACAACAGCACACAGCCACCGCUGACCCUCCACUGCUGAACAUAAACACCAUCACCGACGCUACAGCGGGCUGCUCUCCACCGCACUCCGGGAAAAUACACCUUUAACUGACAGCAGUGAUGCGUUCAGGCUCCGUGUGGACAUCCAGCUGAAGAACCGGGGCUGCAGAUAAACUCCGGGCUGCAGGAAGAAGGAGUGGGAACCAUCACUGGGGAUGGACUGCAGGCGUGAAUAACGAUGACUCCCAUCCUCGCUGUUUGAACAUGCUGCUCGGGUAGCGGAGCCGACCGAGAGGAGCAUCUACCCUCUUCACACUCCUUCCCCUCUGGACAUAAACACACACACACGCGCGGCUCAACUCAAGCACAACCAUGCUGAUCAAGGAGUAUCGCAUCCCCAUGCCGAUGAGCGUGGAGGAGUAUCGCAUCGCUCAGCUCUACAUGAUCCAGAAAAAGAGCAGAGAAGAGAGCUGUGGCGAGGGCAGCGGCGUGGAGAUCCUGGAGAACAAGCCUUACGAGGACGGCCCCGGCGGCUCGGGUCAGUACACGCACAAAGUCUACCACAUCGGCAAACACAUCCCGUCCUGGUUCUGUGCCAUCCUGCCUCAAGCUGCCCUGCGCGUGGAGGAGGAGUCCUGGAACGCCUACCCCUACACACGCACCCGGUACACCUGUCCCUUCGUCGAGAAGUUCUCUAUAGACAUCGAAACGUAUUAUAAACCAGAUACUGGAAAUCAAGUGGACGUCUUCAAUAUGUCCUCUGCUGACAAGAGACAGAGGACUGUAGACCCCAUAGACAUCGUAAAGGACUACAUCCCUCCUCACGAGUACCUGGUGGAAGAAGACCCCAAACUUUACCAGUCAGUCAAAACCAAACGGGGUCCGCUGUCCGACGACUGGAUCGAGGAGAUCAACCAGAAUCCCGGUGAAAGCCCCGUCAUGUGUGCCUACAAGCUCUGCAAAGUGGAGUUCAGAUACUGGGGCAUGCAGUCCAAGAUCGAGCGCUUCAUACACGACGUGGGUCUGCGCAAAGUGAUGGUUCGAGCCCACCGGCAGGCGUGGUGCUGGCAGGACGAGUGGUACGGCCUGACCAUCGAGGACAUCAGGCAGCUGGAGCUGGAGACCCAGCUGGCUUUAGCUAAGAAGAUGGCCCAGUACAGCCUGAAUGAAGAGGGGGGAACAGAGACCAACGGCUCCUCCGUCAGCCAGGACCAGGAGCAGGAAGCUGAGGCUGUGGGAUCGGCUGCAGAGGCCGAAGGAGGAGGAGGCGGGAAGCUGGGAGAUUCACUGGAGACACGAGGGGAGCUCACUAAGCAGUGGUCAACAUCCUCGAGAUCCUCCAACAGGUCGUCAAAGAGAGGCGGAAGUCCGUCUCACCAGAGCAUUUCAGAGUGGAGGAUGCAGAGCAUUGCCCGAGACUCAGAGGACAGUACAGACGACGAGUUCUUUGAUGCACAUGAGGACUUUUCUGACAACGAGGAGAUGUUUGCAAAGGAGAUCACCAAGUGGAGCUCCAACGAUCUGAUGGACAAGAUAGAAACAAAUGAGGUGGAUGAAGCACAAGAAACUUUGUACCAGGAGUCGGGCGGCGAGUACGCAUCGAUGAGUAAUGAGGAGAGGCAGAUGGAGGACUGUUCGACUCAGCAGUGUCUCCAGCCGUCCAAAACUCACGUCCUCGUUCUGGUCCUGCAUGGAGGGAACAUUCUGGACACCGGCUCUGGUGAGCAGAACAACAAGCAGGGAGAUGUAAACACGCUUAGCGGAGCUUUUGAGACGGUGAUGAGGGUCCAUUAUCCCGCAGCGCUGGGCCGCAUCGCCAUCCGGAUGGUCCCCUGUCCUGCUGUGUGUGUUGACGCAUUCUCACUAGUCUCCAAUCUCAGCCCCUACAGCUAUGACGAGAGCUGCCUGUCCAGCAGCCAGGAUCACAUCCCGCUGGCUGCUCUGCCUCUUUUGGCUACCUCUGCACCACAGUACCAAGACGCCGUGGCAACCGUCAUCUUACGAGCCAAUCAGGUGUACAGCGACUUCAUCAAGUCUCUAGAGGGAGGGUCAUUUAGUGGGCAGGUGUGUGUUAUCGGAGACUGUGUUGGAGGUAUAUUGGGGUUUGAUGCUCUGUGCAGCAGCUCGGUGACGGUGUCAGAAAGCCAGAACAGCAGCAGACGGGGCAGCGCCAUCAGUGUACAGGACACAGACCUUCUCUCUCCAGGUAUUGUCAUCAACAGCGUCUCUCCGUCCUCGCCGUCCCUUGAAGGAAGCCGCCAUCUCAGCCGCAGCAAUAUCGACAUCCCUCGCUGCUCGGGGCCAGAUGACCCCAAGAAACAACUUCCACGCAAGCGCAGCGACUCCUCCACGUAUGAGCUGGACACCAUCAAACAUCACCAGGCCUUCCUCUCCAGUCUUCACUCCAGCGUGCUCCACGGGGAGCCCGGAUCGCGGCGCUCCAGCAGCAGCACGAUGCUUGAAGGAGGCUCUUUGGGAAAAUUUGACUUCGAGGUGACGGACUUCUUCAUGUUCGGCUCUCCUCUGGGGCUGGUGCUCGCUCUGAGGAAGACUGUGGUGCCCUCGUUAGAUGUCUCAGCUCUGCGUCCGGCCUGUCAGCAGGUUUACAACCUGUUCCAUCCAGCUGACCCCUCGGCCUCCCGCCUCGAGCCCCUCCUGGACAAACGGUUCUACCUGCUGCCUCCCUUUAGCGUCCCCCGUUACCAGCGCUUUCCUCUGGGUGACGGACACUCUGCUCUCCUGGUUGACACGGUGCAGAGUAACCCUCAGCUUCUGAUGGAGUCAGCUGGUGCAGCUUCCCACCGCUGUCCGGACAGCACCGUCAACGAGACCUCCAUCCCUGUACCUGUCCUCAACUGGCAGCUCCACACAGAGACGGAAUCUUCUCACUCACAUAUUUUUGUGGACAGCCCGCACCCAUCGUCCACGUCUCCAGGGGUCCCUCACCUCCGCUGCACCCGCCGGGCCAGCGAGGUCAGCAUAGCCAGCCAGGUGUCAGGCUUAGCUGACUCCUACACCGCCUCCAACAUCGCCACCACACACAAACGUGGAGUCAACCACAGUAAAAGGUCCCGCCUGCUGUCCCAGCUGGCUCUGCCCUACAAUAAGUUGGCCUCUCGGAGCCCAUCACUGCGCUCGGGAAAGACAAUCCAUCGGGUUUUCCCGAAACCCAACGGCGUGGAUUCUGAGCAGAGCUCGGACGUUAGCUCUGACCUCACGGAUGUCACGUCUGACAUCUCAGACAUCAGCUCAGUCCCCCCGUCACCGCGGGUGCUGAAGAACAUAGAGCAAGUUGCUUCUCGGUGGUGGGGCAGUAAGAGGAUGGACUUCGCCCUGUACUGCCCCGAUGCCCUGACAGCGUUUCCCACAGUGGCUUUGCCUCAUCUCUUCCACGCCUCCUACUGGGAGUCCACAGACGUCGUGUCCUUCUUACUCAGACAGGUGAUGAGACAUGAGAACUCCAGUAUUUUGGAGCUAGAUGGUAAAGAAGUGUCUGAAUUCACUCCAUCCAAACCUCGAGAGAAGUGGCUCCGCAAGAGGACUCAUGUUAAAAUCAGGAACGUGACAGCAAACCACCGAGUGAACGAUGCCGUGUUCACAGAGGACGGAGUUCAGAUGGUGAUGGGACGUUUCAUGUACGGCCCUCUGGACAUGGUCACCCUCACUGGAGAGAAGAUCGACAUCCACAUCAUGACCCAGCCUCCCUCUGGAGAGUGGGUGUACUUUAACACAGAGCUCACCAACAGCAGCGGACGCGUCUCUUAUGUAAUCCCAGAGAGCAGAAGGCUGGGCAUCGGGGUGUAUCCUGUCAAGAUGGUGGUCAGGGGCGACCACACAGUUGCAGACAGCUAUCUGUCUAUUGUACCACGAGGAACAGAGUUUGUUGUGUUCAGUAUUGACGGGUCGUUUGCUGCCAGUGUGUCUAUAAUGGGCAGCGAUCCAAAGGUUCGAGCUGGAGCUGUGGACGUGGUGAGAUACUGGCAGGACCUGGGCUACCUGAUAGUAUACGUAACGGGUCGCCCUGACAUGCAGAAGCAGCGUGUGGUGGCCUGGCUCUCUCAGCAUAACUUCCCCCACGGCGUCGUCUCGUUCUGCGACGGGCUGGUUCACGACCCUCUCCGGCACAAGGCCAACUUCCUCAAAUGCCUCAUCAACGAGGCCCACAUGAGGAUCUUUGCAGCCUACGGUUCCACCAAGGACAUCUCUGUGUACACGUCGAUCGGCCUGCCUCCGUCACAUAUCUACAUAGUGGGAAGACCCACGAAGAAGAUGCAGAACCAGUGUCAGUUCAUUCCAGACGGCUACGCUUCCCACCUCUCCCAGCUGGAGUACAACCAGAGGUCUCGUCCCGCCAAGUCCGCCAGCACCCGCAUGGUCCUCCGCAAGGGCAGCUUCGGGCUGGGUGCAGCCGGCGGAGACUUCCUUCGCAAGCGCAAUCACAUCUUUCGCACCAUCUCGUCCAAGCAGCCCGGCGGGGCGGGGUCGGCCUCUCCCAACCAGCCGGGGCGGACCGAGCGAACCCUGAGCCAGUGCGAGGUGGAGCGGGAUCGAGGGGUCGUGCCGGCCACCCAGAGGAGCAUGAGUAUAGCUGCAGGGUGCUGGGGUCGCACCGGCAGCACCAAGGAGGGCAGCAGUGGGUUACUGGGCCCUAAAUAAGGUUCAGUGAGGAGCUGUGGUGUGAAAGGACCCGGCCUGAGCCACCAUGAUCUCUGGAGCAGACACAGAGAGAAGAAGAUGGAGCGGAUGGAGGGUUUGUAUUUUAGAAAUUAAAGAGAUAAGUGAGGGUGACAGCUUGAUAGAGAUAGAGAAGGAUCUGUCCAGGAGGAGUGGACUAAUCAGGCCCAGUGGGAUCCAGCGAACAAAAGACAAUUCUGUAGCAUGACUCUUUUACAGUAAUACUUUUAUAGGAUACAUCACUUACUAUUCAAAAAAAAAAGACAAGGAAGGAUUAAAUGAAAUAUUGUAAGCCUUAAACUAAUCUCGUAUAACGGGACCCCUCCUCCCCUUUUACCGCACACACACUCGUAAAGACUGUCCAAGCAUUCACACUCUCAUGAGCUCAGGACAAACUGCAGAGCCAGAUUCAUCUUCAAACACGGGUCUGAGCCAUGGCGAGGAGCCCAUGACUUUCACUUCUGUUUCUGUCCCACUGUCAGCUGAGCUACAACAUGUUCAAACACUCUGCCCAGAAGUGACUGGCAAUAAGAACAGAGUGCAGAAUACACAGUCACUUCAUCCAAUUUACACAUCAGACAUAUUUACUCACCUUCCUCCUGUGGUGUCUAAUCAUGCUGAUAGUUUUGGGUGUAUGUGUGCAGGAUUUGAUUUGUCACAGAUUACAGCGUCCACCUUAAUACAAGUAAUAAUGACACUGAUGACUCUUGCUGACUUUAGUGACUGACUUCCUUUGGCACCACCACAAGAUUGACAUUUGUGGUUUUGAGUGAAAGUAAAAAACUGCCAUGAAGAAUUGUCAAAAUUUAAAUUUGUUCAAUACUUUUAUGACCAAAUAGCAAAAGUAAAGACAUUCCCAUUAUUCUCAACUCAACAUUGUGUCUUCAGUAGUGUUAGCAUACUUAGUGUUAAUUUUGGCAGUUAUUUUAGAUUUAGUCUUUAGACAGAAGGGCUUUUAAGUCUAGUUUUAGUCGAUAAAAAGUCAACACACUGAACUAAUUCACCAAGGCAAAUACAGGUAUCAGAAAUUUGAAUCAAGUUGACAGGUCAUAUCAAGUGUUGAAAUUCGUGAAAGCAGCAUUUCACACGUUUAUUUAUUUAUUUAUUUAUUAUCAAAGUUCUAUUUCUUGUCUUUGUUGUGGAAAGAGGCUGCUGACAAACAUUUUUUGUCAUCGAUUUUGUUAAGGCGAUAAAUACUGCAUGCUAAUACGCUAAUCUAAGAUGUUGGACAUGGUAAACAUUACACCUACGAAACAUCAGCGUGUUUGCACUGUCACUAGUCAGGUUUCCAUUCAACUGUAAAGCAAAUUUUUAUGCAAACUUUUGAAUUGUCGCCAAAAAGAAAUACGAAUUAUGCAUGUUUCAUUUGGAGCGAAUCAACUUGGUGACACAAAAAGAAAGAAAAAACAAUCGAAGUCAAAACAAGUCGCCUCUGUGAUCUAAACCAUGUACGAAAGAAAAACGGCGACAGGUCUUAGGGAAUAUGUUUCACUUGGGCAAGUUUAAUUGAUCUGUCAUAUUAGCUAGUAUUAGCCAUUUUUCAUGCUGUCCAGAAAUAAAGACAAAUUAUGUCGUUUGUGAAAUAUCCAGGAAACAACAACAGUGGAAACAGCUAAUUCUAAUCAGAUGUUUGCUACAUCACAACUUAAUUAGCAUAGGCCUUUCCAGGUCCCAUUUAGCACAUAAAAUCUUUUUCGACAAAGACAGAAACCAUGAGUGUAAAAAAUACUCAUGCAGCUUUUCUAGUGUGCUAUAUUAAGCUGCCUCAAGCAGAGCUUCACAGAGCAGUUAGUAUGGCCACAGAAUCACGGACAGAUCUUAAAAAACUGGGCAAAGCUAUCUGCAGAUACCACCAGAGGAAAGUCAGAAAUAUGUACUUUUUUGUAAUUUGGGUGAACUGAUCCUUUAAACAUCUGAGAGCUGGUUUUAAAAUCAUCACUUCUCAUGUUCCUCACCAUGUGUUUAAAAGCAUAAUGGCUAGUUUUCAUCCUGCGGUCGGUGUGUGUGAGACUCUGUAGUAUUAUUAUCCCUUUCAGUGUGGCCUCUGGGCCAUCCAAGGCCUUAAUAUUCAACAACACACUUUCUCCACAGAUGGAACAGACAGCAGACAAACAGGGCAUGCAGAAUUAAAGCAACAACUGAAACUCUGUACAGUCCACAGCAACAAUCCCUUUAUAUAUUCAUCUGCUUGCAAUACCUCUGAUCCACCUGCUGGUGGUGUUCUGUUCCCCACAUGUGCUGCUGCUGCUGCUGCCGCUGGGAGACACUUGUGAGGUGUUCCCCGGAUUCUUGCUCUUUUUGCGCGUAGGAUGCCGAACAUGAAGGACCUGCAGAGGAGCUGAACUCUGGGAGGGAAGGAGGCAGUAUUUCAACAUAGCUUUCACUCACAGAGACCUGUUAAUCUUUCAGUAUUUUUACUAAUCGGACUGAAGAGUGAGCCGGAAGUGAUUCAGCGUGAAUGUUGAACAGACUGGAUCGAUCCUUUCGGUGGUGAAUGUGGAAAAAAAAUCAUGAGAGCAAACAUCAUGUCAUCGCUUCUGUCUGUUGAACUGUAUAUUUUCAUACAAAGGGGACGUAGUAGAAGAGGAAGGAGCUGCCUCACAUCUCCAGUCCAAAAACACAAGUGAUGUGCACAAAAUAGUUUCCAAUGCUGAUGCCACCCGCGCUCAUCAGGACAGGUUCACAGGUCUUAAAACAACAGACAGGUGCCCGUAUUAACAGUGGACCAUUAUUUGCAUGCUGUAAUCAUCCAACUGUUCGUACUGGAGAUCAAAAGAUUUCUAAUGUGCUUCCACUGUAAGUGAUGAAGAACAAAAUCCACCUUGUUCUGUGCAAAAAUGUAUCAAAUCUUUAGCUGACAAUGAAGCUAUAUAAAGUGUCAGCAGUCAGAGUUAGUCAAAUCAAGUGGAUUUAUUCCAGAGUUAAAGAUAUUUAGUAUGAAAUUAGAUGAAAAUAACGUUUUGUACUGAGUCUGCUCUCCUAACGGAAGAUGUGCUGCUGUCUUUAAACUCUAGAAACCAUGCCAAUUUAUUGUUUUGAUACUCUCAGACUCCAAUAAGAUAGUUUGUAAAUGUGUGGUGGUUCCUUGUGUGGGUGGUAGUUCAUUUAUUCAUUUAUUUGGAUCCCCAUUAUUCACUACCAAGAUAGCAACUUCUCUUCCUGGGGUCCUCAAAUGUGUAAUGUUGUUUCUUUGUCUUUUUGUUUAGAUUUUUACUGUUGUUUACUUUUGUGUUUGUUUUGUCCUGUUUGUUCUCUUUUUUACUUUUCCUCUUCCACAUGCUUUUGUUCAGCGAAUAACACUGGAAGAUGGUUGUUACGUAUAAUCCCAUAGGGGGAUUGGCCAGACUCUAAAUAAAAUAUUCAUAAUAAAUAAAUUCAUAAAAAUGAAUGAAUGAUGUAGUAAGCAGUCAGGGGAACACCUUAAAUGGUUUAAAUUGCAUCUACAAUAUAAAUCAGCAUCAGUUAUGAUUGCUAAUUUUCAUAUUUUUCUAUUGCUGACCCCUGUGGCGUACCCCAAGGUUCCAUCCUAGGUCCUGUUUUAUUUAAUCACAUAUGUGUCUAAUGAGCUUUGUGUUUUGAAAAUACAACAUCCCUUAUCACUGCUAUGACAAUGACAUGCAACUUUACUUCCCCUUUGAAAUCAAGCAAAAAAACAUGACCUAAAGGCCCUUUAAAAGCUACAUUUUUUAAAGUAAAUUAGAAGGGUGUAGACUCAAAACGAGUUUCUCUUGGGCCUCUGUCUUCUGUCUUUUGGUACAUAUGUCCGAAAUCUGGAUGCAAUUUUUGACACAGUGUCAAAAUCUGACAAACAAUAAAGUUCUGUCAGUAUCAGGGCUUCCCACUCACUAAUUUAUUUGUGGUAGCCCACCACAAUAAGCACAUCUCCUGCCAUGUAUUGAUUUUGUAUUUUUUGAGCUGGACUGUUCACUGGGAGUGCCACUGGAAUCUAUAUUGUUCAUUCAUUGCACCACACUCUUGCAGUGCAGAUCGUACUAUGGACUCAGAGUGAGCAGCAGAAUGGCAGGUGCAGUGAAAGUCAAACUUAACCGUAAAUUGCGCUGGGUCUAAAAGUUUGCCUUCAUUCACCUCUGCAGCAGCUGCUCCAUUCAUCAAUCUGAUCUGAUCAGCUCUGAUUGGAAUGACUGAUCAGUUAUCCUACCCAUGACUCAAGCUCCACAAACCUGAAGUGUUCUGUCUGAGCUAUUCACACACAUGCAUAAACCUCCAAAUUUAAAGAGGAGAGAGAAUGAUACAAAGGCAAACAUACCUGUUGUUGUCAGCUGCUAUAAUGACAAACUCUGGAGAAUAGUCACUUAGUUUUUAUUUCUGUCACAGCCUUAGAUUUGCUUCAGAUAAGCUUUAUUUUUGCAGAGAAUGAGGAAUGUGGAUUUUAUUCCCCAUCAUUUCAAGUGAAAGCACAUUAAGAAAGGAUAUUUUAAUGAUUAGUAUGAAAGGAGGGAUCAUUGCAGCAAUCAAAACCUGUUUCAAUGUUCAUAUGGGCACCUGACUGUUGUUUUAAGGCAGAUUUGAAAAAUUGUGAACCUCUCCUUUUAAACCCAUGAAAGCUUUUGGAUGUGUAGAAGGGUUGUACCUCAUGUUCAGUUCAUUUUAUCUAUGCUGUUGUUUUACGCCCAGCUUCCACUCAACACAAGAGUGUCUGUUUCCACUCUCUGUGUGAUCAGCAAUGUCUUCAACCCAACACAAGAAGCCAAAAUCAUUCUCUAAAUACUGUAGUUAAUCAACUGUAUGACCUCAUUGUUGUUUUUUUGCACUAGUUUACGGUGGAAUUAGACUCUAGUUACCAUCUCAUGUCACUACAUUUGGACACCUCUGUAGUGCAUGACACUUUUUGUUCAUUUCAGGGUAUACUGUAUGUGCUGAUACGCACAUAGAUUCGUCUGUACAUUUUGCCAGGAUGUGAAGAUAAUGGAAGUAAAUGUGCCAAACAGUAGACAGUUCUUGAGGAGAUGUAUUUAAACCAGGGGUUUUCAAAGUCUUGGUGGGUCCCCAACACCUCCCGCCCUCCUAUUCUAUUAUUAUUCUUUGUCUUAAUUCUAUUUUUAUCAUGUUUUGGAUCUACAGUUCCCAUAAUGCUGUGAGAGAUGUAAACAAGGAAGUAUGGAUUCAGUGAGUUAUGCAAGCCCCCUGGAACAGCGCUGGGACUCUAAAUCAGUGAAUAGAAAUUUCUUAACGUCAAAACCCCAGUGAAAUGACGCGUUUGACUAUCGGGAUUUGGUCUAAUAAUGAUUGGAAAGUCUAGUCGAGCCGCACAGUUAAAUAAUUUUAUCACCAUUCAAGUUAGCAGAUGGCUAAAUUAGAAGUUAGCUGUUUGGUUGGCAAAUGUCUUGUGAAAUUGUGAUCAUUCUCACAGAUGAUAAAAUACUUCUUGCAAUGUUUAGGCUCCAGAAAUCCUGCCAUUUUAAUUUGUGAUACCAGUGGAGCAUCUCAGACAUGUAGUAAGAAUAAGAGUAGAUUUAAACUGUAUCUAUAACGUAGUAGUGUCAGUUACAGUUGAUAAUUUUCCAUCCUGUUCUGCUGUUGUCUCCUGUGGUGUACCCCAAGGCUCCAUCCUGGGCCCUAUUAUGUUUUAUGAUAUAUGCUUCCACUGGGCUUUGUGUUUUGAAAAUUCAACAUCCCUUAUCAUGCAGCUAGCCUGUACUUCCCCCUUGAAACCAUUCAAUUGCAAGACACGUGUUUUUUGUAUGAUUUAUAAGCAAAUUUUAGGAUGUUUAUUUGCAGGGAUAAUGUGAUAGGGAUAUCAGGGGGAAGUGUAAGCACACUGAAUCCAUAAUUAUCAAUCAAUCAAUCAAUCAAUCAAUCAAUUUUAUGUAUAAAGCCCAAUAUCACAAAUCACAAUUUGCCUCACAGGGCUUUACAGCAUACAACAUCCCUCUGUCCUUUGGACCCUCACAGCAGAUAAGGAAAAACUACCCUUUAACGGGGGAAAAAAAACAGUAGAAACCUCAGGAAGAGCAACUGAGGAGGGAUCCCUCUUCCAGGAUGGACAGAUGUGCAAUAGAUGUGUAUCAUGUUAUGAGUCAUGAGCUAUGACUCCGAGUAUGAGUCAUGGUCAAGGUUCCCACAUUUUUUACCAAUGAAUUUUCAAAUUUUACUUGCCUGUUGGACUUUCUUUCCGCCAACUAGCUGCGUACACCAAUCAUGUGAUACCAGAGACAUUUCAAUUGUCAUGCAGUGCAGCACUAGAUUUUAAAAUUAGUCAUACAAGGAAUGGAUUUAAUGUAACAUUAGAUAUGUUUCAGGAUUUAUAUGAACAUAUUUUAAACCAGCGGUUCCCAACUGGUCCAGCCACAGGGUCCAUAUUUCUCCUCAGUCAUUAGCUCAAGGUCCUCACAGUUUAAUACAUUCAGGGUCAUACUCAUGUUUGGCCAUGUCGUUGAGCUAGUUUGCCAUAUCUGUCAAGUUGCUGUCUGUUUGUCACUCACUGUACAGCAGGAAAUGGCACUUCAGAGUAAAAGCUUUGUGCUGGAAAUUCACUGUACUUAAAAAUUAAGCUUGUUUUUGUAAAAACUUUUUUUUUUUUUUUUAAGAUAUUUUCAUGGGCAUUUUUUGCCUUUAAUUGAUAGGAUAGUGAAGUGUGAAAGGGGGAGAGA